This is a messenger RNA of Sphenostylis stenocarpa, 3843 nucleotides long. The record is from the annotation of a GenBank genome assembly. NCBI's taxonomy places the organism in Eukaryota, Viridiplantae, Streptophyta, Magnoliopsida, Fabales, Fabaceae.
GAACAUGGAAAAAUUAAAUCAAAUAAGAAACAGAAAUUGAGCAAAACUCAGAAGAAGAAGAAGAAGAAGUUUGAGGAUGACGAGAAGAAACAACUUCUUCUGGAAAAAGCUAUUCAGAAAUUCAAUGAGAACACACUUCCAGAGUAUGCAUAUCCUCUUUUGCUGUCUUCAUGCAAAAUAAACCGGGAUGAGACUACGAAGGAAAAGCGUAGGAGGGCUGUUCAUUUAUUGAAAGAAGGAUUGGAGGUUUCAUAUGAUGGGCUGUCCAAGAAACCUCAGAUGGAUGAAAUUCAUUUAGCACAAGCUGAUGAAGUUGAAGAAAAUGACAUUCAAAUUCAACCCAUUAGAUCAGUAGAAGUCUUAAAUACAACGUCAGUGCCUUUGGAGUCCUCUGAAGAACCACUUCAUUGCAAUGAAGUGGAAAACUACAAAUAUGUUUCUGAGAAUCUUGCUGACAUUUCAAUUGUCAAGAAACAUGAUGAAAUCAGAAGUUUUCCCUUGUCUUGUUCGGUUGAUGAAAUAAAAAAGACCAAUUUAAAGGAUAGAACAGAUGAGAACCACAACUCCAAUGAAUUGAGCAACCUUCCUGAUUAUUCUGCACCAAGACCUUCAAAUGUUCCUACUGUUGUUCAUGUGUGUAGACCAAGUGAAGUUGAAGACAAAAGAAAGGAUUUGCCUAUAGUUAUGAUGGAGCAAGAGAUAAUGGAAGCUAUAAAUGAUUCCUCUAGUGUUAUCAUAUGUGGAGAAACUGGAUGUGGUAAAACAACUCAAGUUCCUCAGUUUCUUUAUGAAGCCGGUUAUGGUUCAAGUAAGGGUAUCAUUGGUGUUACUCAACCACGUAGAGUGGCUGUUCUUGCCACAGCUAAGCGUGUGGCAUAUGAGCUUGGUCUCCAUCUGGGGAAGGAAGUUGGUUUUCAAGUCAGAUAUGACAAGAAGAUUGGUGAAAAUUGUUCUAUCAAGUUUAUGACUGAUGGAAUUUUGCUACGAGAAGUUCAGAAUGAUAUUUUGUUGAGACGCUAUUCUGUCAUAAUUCUUGAUGAGGCGCAUGAGAGGAGCUUGAACACUGACAUUUUGAUUGGGAUGCUCUCACGUGGAAUUCAAACUCGCCAAAUGAUUUAUAACAAACAACAGAAAAUGAUACUUUCAGGGGAAAUUAUAAGUCCUGAAAAAAUGAUUUUUCCAUUAAGACUUGUGCUUAUGAGUGCCACCUUGCGUGUACAAGACUUCACUUCUGGAAAGUUAUUCCAUACUUCUCCACCUGUGAUAGAAGUUCCUACAAGGCAAUUUCCAGUAUCUGCAUACUUCUCAAAGAAAACAGAGAAAACAGAUUAUAUUGGCGAAGCAUAUAAGAAAGUCUUGGCAAUUCACAAGAGGUUGCCACCUGGGGGCAUACUUGUUUUUGUUACUGGGCAAAGGGAAGUAGAGGACUUGUGCAGGAAAUUACGGAAAGCAUCAAGGGAGUUUAUCAAGAAAAAAGUUGAAGGGUGUGUGGAAACUGAUAGAACUGUGGUCAAUGAAACAAACUCUGUUGAGGGAGUAAAUAUUAACGAGAUCAAUGAAGCAUUUGAGGUUCAUGGAAGUUCAUCCAUCCAGCAAACUGAUAGAUUUAGUGGUUAUGAUGAAGAUGAGGAUAAUGCAAAUGAGAAUGAAUCUGAUUUUUCUUAUGACUCUGAAACAGAGAGUGAACUGGAAUUUGAUGAUGAUAAUCUUGAGCUUUCAGAGAACAAUAAUGAAAUUGUGGAUGUCUUAGGACAGCCAGGUAGUCUUGCUUCACUAAAGGCUGCUUUUGAAAAAUUGUCUGGGAAGGCCACAUUAAGUUCCUCAAAUGAAGAGAAGACAGUUUCUCUGAAUUUAGAAGGUAAUUUAGACCAAUCAAUAGUUCUCAGGGGGAAAAGAACAAAAGAAAGUUGCAGUCCUCCAGGUGCACUCUGUGUUCUACCUCUGUAUGCCAUGCUUCCUGCAGCAGCUCAACUUCGUGUAUUUGAAGCGGUUGGGGAGGGAGAGCGGCUUGUAGUUGUUGCCACAAAUGUUGCCGAAACAUCUUUAACCAUCCCAGGGAUAAAAUAUGUGGUUGAUACUGGAAGAGAAAAGGUGAAGAAUUAUGACCCCUCUAAUGGUAUGGAGACAUAUGAAAUACAAUGGAUAAGUAAGGCAUCUGCUGCACAGCGUGCAGGCAGAUCUGGAAGAACUGGACCUGGACACUGUUACCGUCUCUAUUCUUCUGCAGCCUUUAAUAAUGAAUUUCCUGAGCACUCUCCUGCGGAAGUUGAGAAAGUACCUGUUCAUGGUGUUGUACUUCUCUUGAAAUCCAUGCAUAUUAAAAAGGUUGCAAACUUUCCAUUUCCCACUUCUCUUAAAGCUGCUUCUUUGAUUGAAGCUGAAAAUUGCUUGAAAUCUCUUGAAGCACUUGAUAGCAAGGAUGAACUUACACUUUUGGGAAAAGCCAUGGCACAUUAUCCCUUGAGUCCUCGUCAUUCUAGAAUGCUCCUCACUGUUAUUAAAAGUACAAGACAUGAGCUUAAAUGUAAUUCAAAUAUGCUUUUGGCAUAUGCUGUUGCAGCUGCUGCGGCGUUGAGCUUGUCAAAUCCUUUUGUAAUGCAAUAUGAAGAUGGUAGCAGCAGAGAUUCAGAGAUGUCUGAGAAAUCUACAAUGGGAGAUGCUGAGAAAGACUUUGAUAAAAAAGGAAAGUCAAGCAGAAAGAAACUUAAAGAAUCCUCCAAAGUUGCACGCGGAAAAUUUCGAGUUGUCACUAGUGAUGCCCUCAGCAUAGCUUAUGCAUUACAGUGUUUUGAACAUUCACGGAAAUCAGUAGAAUUCUGUGAUGACAAUGCAUUGCAUUUCAAAACCAUGGAUGAAAUGUCCAAACUUCGACAACAACUACUUAAACUGGUCUUUUAUCAGAGUGAUAAUGGUGGUCUCGAAGAAGAGUACUCAUGGACCCAUGGAACAUUAGAGGAUGUAGAACGUGCUUGGCAGGUUUCUUCUGAAAAGUACCCACUUUCUCUUGUUGAGGAAAGGCUCAUCUGUCAAGCAAUAUGUGCUGGCUGGGCAGAUAGGGUUGCUAAACGUAUUACAUCUUCUUCUAGGGCCUUUGAAGGAGAGAAAACAUCUCGAGUCUUAAGGUAUCAAUCAUGCAUGGUUGAUGAAAGUGUUUUACUUCAUCGUUGGUCUACAGUUUCCAUUGUAGGCCCUGAGUAUUUAGUUUACAAUGAACUAUUAGAGACCAGAAGACCAAAUAAAGAAGGGAUAACAAGUACCAAGAGAGCAUAUAUGCAUGGAGUAACAAGCGUAGAGCCAGCUUGGCUUGUUGAGCAUGCAAAGUCUUCAUGCGUCUUUUCUUCCCCCCUGAUGGAUCCUAGACCUUUUUAUGAUGCUCAGACUGACCAAGUAAAAUGUUGGGUAACCCCAUCCUUUGGGCGUUUCUGUUGGGAGCUUCCAAAGCAUUCAUUGCCCAUUAGCAAUGAUGAACAUCGGGUGCAAGUGUUUGCCUAUGCUUUGCUUGAAGGCCAGGUGUGUCCCUGUUUAAAAUCUGUUCGAAAAUACAUGUCAGCUCCCCCUGAAAGUAUCUUGAAGAGAGAAGCAUUUGGUCAGAAAAGGGUGGGAAAUCUUUUAAGCAAGUUAAAGAGCAGGCUGAUUGAUAGCUCUGCCGUGCUAAGAAUGGUGUGGAAGGAGAAUCCAAGGGAACUAUUUUCAGAAAUUUUGGAUUGGUUUCAGCAGAGUUUUCACAAGCACUUUGAAGAGUUAUGGUUACAAAUGCUUAACGAACUGCUUGUGAAGACACAAGAACACCCUCAGCAUAGAAGUUCCAGAAAAAAGAAAGAAAAAUCGAAAUCACUCUGUUAA